Messenger RNA from Malurus melanocephalus (red-backed fairy wren), 8382 nucleotides. RefSeq names its product FYVE, RhoGEF and PH domain containing 5 (gene FGD5). NCBI's taxonomy places the organism in Eukaryota, Metazoa, Chordata, Aves, Passeriformes, Maluridae. Gene Ontology annotation, cellular component: cytoplasm. The coding region runs from base 187 to 4989 and encodes 1600 amino acids. The record is from RefSeq and is a predicted model, not a curated record. The transcript is spliced from 21 exons. Gene Ontology annotation, molecular function: metal ion binding; guanyl-nucleotide exchange factor activity.
CCGUGGCCAGGAUGGCGGUCCCUGCCUGGUCACGGCUCCUCCGAGGCUCGCAUCCCCCUUCGUCCCGGCAUUCUUCCUUGGGGGCCGGCAGGUUCUGGGUGAUGCCGCUGGGGCUGGCACCUCUCCUCCAGGCACCCUCCGUCCGGAGUCCCGCCCUCCUCUCCCCCGCGAUCCGGCAGGUGGUCAAUGGCUCCCCGAGGCUGUGAGUGCCCUAUUGCUUGCCCGGCCGAAAUCUCAAAACCACCAUUAGCACCGAAACCAAAGAUUAUUGGUCAUCUUUCUCCAGUCGCUGUCUCCAAAUUUUCGCCUUCACUGCCACAAGCGGAUAUUCUUCAUAACCCGAACUCUGUGCCUAGGGGUCCCAAACCACCUAUUGCUCCCAAACCAAAAUUCUCAGCUGAUGCCGAGGACAAAUCCAGUGUUUCUACCGACAAGAAUUUAAAUGAAUGCUCAAAUGGGAAACUGCUGUGUCUCGAUGAAGAGCCGUAUGAAGGAAACCGAUGCAAUGCCAAAUGCCUAGAAUCUGAGGUAGAUAAUGAAUACAUUGUAGUUCCUGAAACUCAGUUGACCAUCAAAGACUGUAGUGAUUUGGAACAUGAUCAGAGGCUAGAUUGCUCUGUGGAAAAUGAAGUCUCAGAAACUCCAGAAAAGGUAGAGAAGGAAGGUGAUAACAUUGCUAGUGAUGAGAAUACUAGUAAUCAAAAUGUCAUCGAAGAUGAGCACCGUAACUCUUCAGAUACCGCUGAACCGAGACAACCGGCCUCUGAGGACUCAACCAGAGACUGUGACCAGUCCAAAGCACUUUGUGAGGAGUCCUUAGAUGCCCCAGAUGGGGAUAACAAUGCUUCCAAGAAUGUAGAUAUAGGUGAGACUGUUGCAGGUGAUUGUAUUGAAACCAAAAACAGGCAGGAAACUUCUAACAACCCGGAACCGGUCAGGAACACUAGUGAUUGUAAGACUGACAGUGAUAACAUUUUGAAUAGAGAUGAGAAACUAAUGAGUCAUACAUGUAGAAAUAUCAUUGCAGGGCCACUGCCUGCAGAUGAAUCAAACCCAGCUUAUGAGAAGACAGGGCAGGAGGAGGAGGAGGAACUGCCUGAGAUUUUAGAAAUGGCAGAURGGUGUCUAGCACAUAACGAUGACCGCAGUGUAGAUGCAGAACUUGAUUUGAGCAUGGAAGGGGAGGUAGAAAACAAUGACUCUGCAAGCCCUGAUGUGCUGCAUGAGGAGGCCAGUGAAGAAACAAUUCCUGGCUUAGAACUGUGUGGAGAUGAACCCAAUACCAAAAAUGGUUUAGCAGAGUUCACCCAUCAAGCAGCAGCUGAGGAGGAGGAAGUAGACCAAGAUGAGCACAAUAACACAAACGCAGGAAAUACCAGUGAUGUGUGCCAGAUCACUGAGAGGAGAAGUGAGAAGACAUCGGAGGUAGCCUGUGAAGCAAGCAAAGACUCUGGGAAAGGGGAAGAAGGAACUACGAAUGCAGAGAAUAUUGAUGAUGGCUGUCAAAUUGCACAUGGUGAGAAUGACUGUGGUGAGGACAUACCCGUGGAACACUCAGAUGAGAACCUUCAAACAGAAGGGGCCUCCCUGCAGGAAGAUGGUAUGCUUUCCGAUAGUCUACCUUGUAGUCCACGGAUGGAGCCAGAGCUGGAAGAUGUGACUGUUGAAGACAAUUGUAAAAGUACCGUGGAAGCCUCUAAGUCGGAUGAGUUGCAACUUGAGGACGAUGAGGUGGAAGCAGAUGGCCUCAGCAAAAGUGUCCCAAGUUCACCUCAAGAAGUCCCACUUGAAGAAGACUUAGAAAGCUGUAAGCAUGGCAAAACGAGUGUAGAAUGUGGGACCAAAUAUGUUUUGCAUCAAAAUYUAGCAGUCCCUAAAGUGGUCAUUGUGACUGACAAAUCAGGGGAAAGACAAACUAGCAAUGAUUCCCUAGAUGAUCCUUACGUGCUUCCUGAAGAAAAUGAAAUUGCCCACGAUCUGCCGACUGAUUUAGGAGCUGAUCGCAGUAAAAGGAGUGAAUUAGGCAUGGAUGGUGAAAACACCUUGCUGCCAAUUGAUUGUAAAAGUACUGUCACUAGAACACGGUCUCUCUCUGGGAGAAUGCCAGGCUAUGUCCCAGAAACUGUUCCAGAGGAAACUGGACCUGAAACUGAGUUACCAUUUUCUCGAAAUGGCUGUGGGACAGAAGACUUAAGCAAUAAGUCCUUUUCAUCAGAAGGAAAACCAAUGGAAGCCAACAGGGCUUUACCAACCAAGUCAAAACGCUUUAUUUUAUAUCCUCGAUCUUACUCUGUUGAAGGGAGAGAGAUACCUAUCUCCGUUUACAGAAAAAAUGAUGUAUGUGUACUGGAUGACAUUGGAAUAAAAAGGACAGAGGAUAAYUUGUCUUUGCCUUGCAUCAAUGGUUCCUCAGGUAGUUUUUCCCAGCAAAAUCAUCUUUCAUCAUGUGGUGUAUCUACUCCGUCCUCAGUUGUUGAUAUACCACCUCCAUUUGAACUUGCCUAUAUCACCAAAAAACCAAUCACUAAAAGUUCACCUUCACUUUUGAUAGAGAGUGAUUCACCUGAUAGGUAUUCCAAAAAAAAGAAAUCUUCUUUUAAAAGGUUUCUCACUUUAAAGUUCAAGAAGAAAAGUGAAAAUAAAGUCCACGUUGAUGUUAACGUUUCUUCUUCAAGGUCCUCAUCGGAGUCCAGCUAUCAUGGGCCUCCAAGGCUGAUGGAGUUGGAUAGGAGGAGCCUAAGUAGCUCACCUCAGCUAAAAUCACAUGUGGGGAAGUUCCGUGCAUCUGAGUCUCCUUCAGCUGUUCUUUUCUAUAAGGAUGAUAAAAGAAAAGGAAUGCCAAAGGCAUUCAGCAGGAGCGUGUCGAGGGUGGAAUCCUUUGAGGACCGGUCCAGACCUCCUUUCAUGCCGCUCCCAUUAACGAAACCUAGGUCAAUUUCUUUUCCCAAUGCUGACACAUCUGAUUAUGAGAAUAUUCCUGCUAUGAGCUCUGACUAUGAAAACAUACAAAUUCCUCCUCGAAGAUCCACCAGAGCAGGAACUUUUACUGAGUUUUUUGAAGAUCCCAGCAGGGCAUUAUCUGCCGCUAAUGAGAAUGACGGCUAUGUGGAUAUGAGCAACUUCGCUGGCUUUGAGAACAAGCAGCAAACCACAGACCAGGAAACAGAAAGUGCCUACACUGAGCCCUACAAGGUAUGCCCAGUCUCCGUGAUACCAAUGGAAGUCGUCACAUCAGAUGAGGACCAAAAGAGUUCAGAAGAUGAUGAGAGCAGCCUUGGUGAUCCCAGCCUCAUCAACAAGAAAGAAGGCCAAUCCAGAGCUUACCUCAUUGCCCAGGAGCUGAUGUCUUCAGAAAAAUUAUAUGUGGAGAUGCUCCAGUUGUUACAUAUGGAUUUCUAUGAACGUAUCUUGAAAGUGCUUGAAGAUGAURAUGAAAAUGAGCAAGAAGGAGUUAAACUCAAGCAGUGUUUAAGUGAACUCCCUGAAAUUUAUAAAUUACACCAAGACAUCCUGGAAGAACUGGAAGAGAGAGUCCUUAAAUGGCAAGAACAUGAGAAAGUUGCUGAUGUUCUUCUCUCCAGAAAAUCAAGGCUGAAUCACCACACAGCAUACAUUAUGCAGUUUGACAGGAAUUUGGCUUUGCUAGAUGAAAUGUGCCAUAAAUAUUCCCAACUUGCUACCAUGAUUCAAGAGUUUGAGCAGAGCUCCGGUGACAGCCCUUACAGUGUGAAAUACCAGCUUUUGAAAGUGGUGCAGCGUCUCUUCCAGUAUCAUGUGCUGCUCACAGAUUACUUGAACAAUCUUUGUCCUGAUUCUACAGAGUAUGAAGCGACACAAGCUGCCUUAUUCAUUGUUUCUGAAAUCACGGACCAAGCCAAUGACAGCAUGCUCCAAGCGGAAAACUUGCAGAAGCUAGUACACAUUGAGCACAGUGUGAGAGGGCAGACCAGCCUCCUCCAGCCAGGAAGGAUCUUUGUCAAAGAGGGAACGCUGAUGAAAGUGUCUGGCAAAAAUAGGCAUCCUCGGCAUUUGUUCUUGAUGAAUGAUGUUCUGCUGUACACAUAUCCCCAGAAGGAUGGCAAAUACCGACUGAAAAACACCUUGGCUCUGUCAGGCAUGAAGGUCAGUCGCCCAGUGAUAGAGAAAGUCCAAAACGUCCUGAGGAUUGAAUAUGAAGAACAUUGCCUGAUCCUGUCAGCAAGCUCUUGCUCAGAAAGGGAUGACUGGUACAGCUGCAUCAGCAAAUAUAUCCCGGAUGGCUUCAAAGCUCACAAGACUUCGACUUUCCACAGCAGUGUGGAGCUAAGGGAAAAGCUUGGAAUACCCUUGGGUGAGAGGCCUCCUACUUUGGUGCCCGUGUCUCAUGUCAUGAUGUGCAUGAACUGCGGCUGUGACUUUACCCUCACUUUGAGGCGACAUCAUUGUCAUGCCUGCGGGAAGAUUGUAUGUCGAAAUUGUUCAAGAAACAAGUACCCCAUGAAGUACCUUAAAGAUCAAGCAGCCAAAGUCUGUGAUAGCUGCUAUGUGGAACUUAAGAAAAGAGAGCGUCCACUAAGUCUGAGCUUCCCUACAACUUCAUCCAGGUGUUCAAGCAGUGCCUUCUCCUCUGUCUUCCACAAUAUUCAUUAUUCAUCUUUUAAGAAACAGAAGAAAAUCCCUUCAGCUCUCACGGAGGUGGCAGCCUCAGGAGAGGGAGCUACCAUCAGUGGUUACCUCAGCAGAUGUAAGGGAGGCAAAAGACACUGGAAGAAACGCUGGUUUGUUAUCAAAGGCAAAGUCCUCUACACCUACAUAGCAAACGAGGACAAAKUUGCUACAGAAAGUUUGCCUUUAUUGGGUUUCACCAUUGCCCCAGAAAAGGAGGAAGGAAGUAUGGAUACAGUUUUUCAUCUCUACCACAAGCAGACUCUCUUUUAUAGCUUCCGAGCAGAGGAUAACAAUUCAGCACACAGGUGGAUUGAAGCAAUGGAAGAAGCAUCCAUUUUAUAGCAACUAUCACUCAAUGAACUUGGAAUAAAUUGUCAGAUUUCUAUGCAUUUCCAGAAACCCUUUUCUGACUUACAAAACUGAACAAUGUAUUUCAGUCCAACUGGCUGCACACACUGGAUUUGAACUGUUUCCAGUUUGUUCUUUUUCUUCCUUCUUUUCACAUCCACAUUGUUGCAAAUGAAAAUUUCAAGAUACAGAUUAUUUAUGGUGAUCCUUAUGCUUGUGCAAGUUCAGCCUGUAUUAUAAGCUUCUCUUCUGAUCCCACAGUAAACCAAAUUUAACCAGAAAAUACAYGGAAAUAUUGACUACAGUAAGUAACAGGCUCAGUUUUACUUAUUGUAGAGCACGAUUAUAUUUCUUUGGGCUCAUUUUAUGUUUACCAUGACGUGUGAAACAAUGUAGUAAACAACAAAUGAUCAUCUAAAGCACUUUAUCAUUCUUUCUGAAUGACAGCUUCAUCAUCGUCAUGUUUCUAAGGAGUUCUGUGGCCUGAUUUAUUACUCAUCCAUCAACAGGUGCCAGCAUGAAAUAAUGCCCUGUGUAUGCUAAAUUGCUUCCACAGAAAAUGAACGAAUGACACAUUCAAUUUACCUGUUCUACCAAUACUUCACUGAUGAUGACCCAACAUAAUUACUUACUAUCAAUUUAUAAUUUUACAAAAAUCACUGUAUAAUUUAUGUUAAAGAUUUAGUUUCAUAUUAGUCCUUUGAAAUGCACUCCAGUAGCUCUACAGAUCCAGAUGCUGAUUUAUAUAAUUUCUCCCUAAAUACUCCAGACUCAAAUCCAAAGUUAUUUUUAAUUUAUUAUAAACCUACAGACAGUUUUUAUUUAACGUGUCUAUUUAGUAGAGUUAAGAUUUUUAUCAGGUAUUUAAAUAGUGUACUWUUAUUUUCAAAAUUCCUGUUGUUCCUGCUGUUCUUUUUGUAAAAAAAGUCAUCAAAAGUUUAAUCCACAUAACCAGCACAGCAUUUGAAAUAUGCCGGGUGGGCUGCAAUGCACUUGUCUGAACCUGCUCUGCUCGAGUCCUUUGGAACUCCCAUGGCCACACCCGCCUUAGGUCUGACUGCUGCCAUGCACUACAUCGCAAGGGCUGCAGGCUCAGCAGCCAGCUGAGACUGUGUCUGUAUGAAUUGAAAGAUGCUGUGGUGCUUUACGUCAGCUGAGGAUAUAGAACUCUGGAGUUUUGGGGUGGAGUGUUUUGUUUGGGAAUUAUUUUUUUGUUGGUAUAGGGGUUUUUAGUGUUUUGGGUAGGGUUUUUUAUAAAGAAGGUUGAGAAGUGGUGUGCUAAUCAUUGUAAUACAAUGGUUUUGCCCUCAGUCAUGAUAUUUAACUGAGGAAUAGAAUGACAUCUGAUUAAAAUAUAUCUUUGUAUAAAAUAACAUGUUCAAGAAUUUACUUACAUUAACUUAUAUUGGUGGGGAUUUUUAUUACUUUUUCCCUUUCUUCAAGAAGCUUAAUGGAUAUCUGAACUUUUGACCCUAAUAAAUUUUUUAGAGUUGUCCAUAUUUUUAAAGGUCUCUAAUAUAUAUCCAAAUGAUAAAGUAGAUCUGUUUAUCACSUGGAUAAACAAGCUUAAAGAAACAAAUACACACCUACCACUAAAUGUCAUUGCUUUGGUGUUUUUGAUGUAUCUAAGCCUGACCAUUCCAUAAAGCCUACAUUAUCAUGUGCAAACAGAAAUCAAGAAUGAGAAAACUUAUAUAUUCUUCAGUUAAUGGAUGAACAGCAAUGUUAACUCURUUUUAUGGUAAGAACCAUGGCCUUGCAACAAUUACGCUGUGAAUGUUUAUCUCCCCUUAAAAACAUUUUGCACUGACAAAAGAAAUAAGACAACAUUGAAUAUACAGCAAAAUCUCUAACCAUGGUCUGAAACAAAACAAAACUGCACUACAGAAUGACAAUAUUCUGAAGAUUUAGGUGCUGACAUUUAGUGAUUGUUAUAUGAAGUUUUCAGUAAGAAACAGGAAAUGAAUACAUGAAAAUGCUUUGUUAUAAAAAAUACAGUGCUAUUAAACGUUGGUUUAAGUAAUGUAGAAAAAUAAAAGAACAAAACAUGAAUGCAGUUCUACAGGCUUUUCCUUUACACAGWUUUUACCGUCUUUAAAUCCAAUUUUGCAGUUCCAGUUACUAUUAACAGACACUUGCCAAUUAAACAGUUCCCUGACAAACUAACGAUGAGCAUCAAAUACUAAGAUCGUACUGGGGSCCUUCUGGUAGGAAACAAAAUUGAGACCUAGUUGGUGUGAAGAUGUGUUUCAGUUCACACAGUUUUUAGCUUCUGUAAAGCCCACCUACUUUACUUCACCUAGACUUCAGUUACACAUACAAAUGGUCUCAAUGUAGCAUACAGAAAGAGCAAAAUUUGAAAAAGUUCUCACAAUUGCAGUCCUACUGUUAAAUGAAUUUGAGCAAGGCUAAGCAUCAGAGACAGAAAUUUUCAUUUCAGAGUUCACUCAGUAAUCACCUUCUAGAAAAUACUAACAUCUUAAAGUAUAUGUAUAUACUGUUUACUAUCUGAACUGACUUACACAGCUUUUUCUUAUUAAUUUAUAGCUAGUAUUAUUCCUUCAAACAAAAAUUUUGUUCCACAUCUUCACAAGUAUUAUAAUUUAGUAGUAAGUCACAAUGUACUAGCUACUCAGCCAAUACCUGACAUUCCCAUUUGUUGUUUCAGAGUUUUUCUGUUUAUUUAUCUAUUUAUUAAAAAGCAUUAAGGUUAUUAGUUAUUAUCAGCAAAUAAUAUUUUGACCUAUUUUAAUGUAUGUGGCUAGUUAAAAUCUGGUUUUUUAACAGUUAUUAUUCUUCCAAAUGAAAGUAACAGUCAUUCAAAAAUGGAGUAUACCAGCAUGAGAAGAUCCUAUGCCACUUACACAAGCAUUGCUGGUCAAGCCCUGGGACUGCUAUUCUUCCCGAUCCAAUUCGCUGCUGCUUUUACCACACAUCGAUGAAUACCAACCAGGUUUCCUUGAUUGCAUGCUACUUUGAUACAAAAGCAGUAACAACUUGUUGGCUUGUAACCACAUUUAGUGAACAUCAUUGCUUGUGAAGAUAAAAGGGUUCAGUGUGUGGGGGGGAAGGUAUUAUUUUAAAUACUAGAGAGAAAACACUAGUCUAACUCCACAAGUUACAUAGAAGUUUGUAUGUUAUGUUCCUAUGUAUUAAAAGUAGUGUGAUUCUUCAGCCUGGGUAAUGCUGUGACACCACUUUUGAUCAAGUUUUGACAGUUUGUAGACUCCAGGGCAUYGCGGUAUGAGGUCAAAGGUUGAACUUGAUCAUCUUGGAGGUCUUUCCCAGCCUUUAAUGAUUUUAUGUAGUGAUAUUUUCCUGCAGCCAACAAAUCCUGUAGCAGACAGCAAACCCACUUUUAGAAAGAGAUAAACAUGGAGAAAUGGA